Messenger RNA from Mycena indigotica, 4620 nucleotides. RefSeq lists its product as uncharacterized. Gene Ontology annotation, cellular component: Swr1 complex. The coding region runs from base 1 to 4620 and encodes 1539 amino acids. The transcript is spliced from 11 exons. NCBI's taxonomy places the organism in Eukaryota, Fungi, Basidiomycota, Agaricomycetes, Agaricales, Mycenaceae. The record is from RefSeq and is a predicted model, not a curated record. Gene Ontology annotation, molecular function: ATP-dependent chromatin remodeler activity; ATP hydrolysis activity; histone binding.
AUGGUCCCCAGCGGCUCUGCUUUCCCCAUGGCGAACGGUCGGAGGAGUGAUGGGGACAAUAAUGGAAACGGGCUGUCCGCGAAGGGCAAAGGAAAAGCAAGGGCUGUUGACGCGGCACAACCUGUAGCUUCGACAUCUUAUGUGGACGGGGCCCGCCUCGCCCUCAUUUCAGAGAAGGAGGCAGAGCUGGCCGCUGUAAUUGACCGGCACGACGAUUUGGUCAGAGAGCAAUUUCACCUGGAGAAGUUCAAGAGAAUGGUGGAAUAUGACCCAAGGGCUGCGAAACAGGACGAUUCACCAGUCUUCCAACAUUACAAAGCACAGUAUGAUCUUGGAGACAUUACUGCCUCGGGAUCCGUUAGUCCUCGUCGAACGCGUUCUGCACGUGCCACACUUGCUAGGCUAGGCGCCUCUGCUACUCCUGCGAGGCGACCACCCGUCUCUGAAGAGGCCCCGCCACUUCCUAACCCUCCACAAAGAAUCGUUGUAGACAGAGUCGCGUCGCCACUUCCGCCUGCACCUGUUGAACCACCACCUCAAACUGUAUCAGUGAAGGGAAAGGGCAAAGCCAAAGCUACACAAAACGACCGUAUUUCCAUAUCAUCCUCGGCAAGUCGGCUAGGCACUCGCUCUCAAUCGCUUGAAAAAAGUUCGGGUUCAAAGUCCACAGCCAAACGAAGAGCAGACCCCCAGCAAAGCCAUGCUUCUCCUCCUCCUCCACGAAAACGACGCAAGCUGAAUGGCACAACCAGCAUUGCUGUGAUACGGAACCCAAUUACUCGACACUCACCACCGACAACAUCCAUAUCUGCUCCAGUAAAUGGACAAACCUGGCGCAAACAGGACAUUCCAGUCCUUCCUCCCAACCCACCUCCCCCUCUACCGAUCAUAAAAAUCAAACGCCAGCUCCCCCCGUCCACUCCUCCCCCCGCUGCCUCCUGGGAGCGCCGAAACUUACAUGUCUCCCUCUGGUAUAAAACGCGUUCGUCUUAUCGUUCGCCGCCCACCUUCUCGUUUUCUUUCGCACCAUUGGCAGCGACCACCAAAACCUCAAUUCGGAUCGUCGCUCCCCGCGUUUUUGAGCACGAGCAGGUCGUGGAACUAGUGAAUGCACAAACCUCUGUGUGGGCCAGAGCGGACGCAAUGAAGAGGGCCCAUCAGUGGUUUGGCUCAGAUUUGUUGGAUCCUCUUCGUCCAGGCCCUGAUUACCAAGGCACGCGUGAAGAGAUCCAAGACAAAUUUAGUCAUGAUGAGGUCGAUCCUCCGCCGACAGAUGCCUGGUCAAACAUAGUCGCAAUUAUCAUCGAACGGGGUCGCGAGCAAUAUGACUCUUCGGAGUCGGAACCUCGGAAAUUGCACGGACAACUCAUUGCAGCCCAAGUUGCUGCUCGAAUACAGGGUUACUGGGAUGGUGAGGCGGCGAGGCAGGAGAAGCGCCGUGUACUAGAGGAGCGACGGAUGAGGGGUGUCGCAAAAUCUGUCGGAAAACUCGUUAUUGCUGAGUGGAAGAAGGCAGUUUUCCAUGUUCGCCAGCAGGAGCGGCUAAAGCUGGAAGCGGAAGAGCUUAAACGUGGGCACGAACAUCUCGAUGCGAUACUGGAUCAGUCAGGGCAUAUUCUGGUCACGCAGCACAACGACUUGACGCGGGGGGCCGAGCGCCGAACUCGGUCUCCAAGCUUGUCUAGUGUCGGCCAUUGGGACGAAAGUGAAUCAGAAGAGCAAGAGGAGGAGAGUGAUGAGCAAACGGACGAUGAUGAUGGCGAGAGCAGAACCAGCGAACGAGCAGAAACUGAGAUGAGAGAUGUGGGGGACGAAGCAGUUUCAAGCUCGGCACUGCUGGGCUCAUGGGAUACACAGGCAGCUCAAGAAAGCGACCCUGAAGAACCGCCUGGAUCCCAAUUACUUUCCGACACGGUUGUUGCUGACCAAGACGACGUGUCAGGAGACAAUGUCCCGAACACAGCGUCUAUUCGUGCCCAAACCCCCCUUCUCGAGGACAUGGAGUUAAUAGCAGUUGAGGAAGAUAGUGUCGAAGAGGACGAAGAUGUUGCGCCGCCGACGCCAGAAAUACCAUCGUAUCUGCGACCUUAUGCCGUUGCGCCGGUCGAAUGGGAUCCAACUAAACGGGUCGUUCCACCUCUCCUUCUUCGCGGAAAUCUUCGGCCGUAUCAAUAUUCUGGCCUUGAGUGGCUCGCUAGCUUGCACCAGAAUAACUUGAAUGGAAUCUUGGCUGAUGAGAUGGGUUUAGGCAAGACCAUCCAGACAAUAUCACUUCUUGCACAUCUUGCCUGCGAUCGCGGAAUCUGGGGCCCCCAUCUAAUUGUCGUACCAACGAGUGUUCUGCUCAACUGGGAGAUGGAGUUCAAGAAAUUUCUUCCUGGCUUCAACAUUAUCAGCUACCACGGGAACCCGAAACGGCGUCAAGAGCUGCGGCGCGGAUGGAGCGACAAGCACCAGUUCAAUGUUUGCAUCACGUCUUACACUCUCGCCAGCAAAGACUCGCUCAUCUUCAGACGGAAGCAGUGGUACUACCUCAUCCUCGAUGAAGCACACAUGAUCAAAAACUUCAAGUCGCAGCGAUGGGCGACGUUGCUCAUGUUCCGCUCGUUCCGCCGUUUGUUGUUAACAGGAACUCCACUCCAGAACAACUUGACUGAGCUUUGGUCGUUGUUGCAGUUCUUAAUGUCUGGCUCUGAGUUUGUCAACUUGAAGGAGUUUGGAGAUUGGUUUUCAAAUCCGUUGGAAAGGGCCAUCGAGGCAGGCAAUGUCCAGGACGAAGACACGCUUCAACGGAUUACAAAACUGCAUACCGUUCUGCGUCCCUACCUUCUCCGACGCCUGAAGCGCGAUGUUGAGAAGGAGCUUCCCAGCAAGUUCGAGCAUCUCGUUUUAUGCCCGCUGUCCAAGCGCCAACGCUUUCUCUACGACGAGUUCAUGUCACGUGCCCACACCCGCGAUGCGCUCCAUUCUGGUAAUUACCAGAAGAUUGCCAACAUCCUGAUGCAGUUGCGCAAAGUGUGCAACCACCCGGACCUGUUUGAAGUCCGCCCCAUUGUCACGUCUUUUGCUAUGGCGCGGUCGGCGGUGGCGGACUUUGAGAUCAAGGAGCUUCUUGUUCGUCGACGGCUGUUAAGCCAGCGCGAUGAGGACAUGCUUGAUAUAGACUUCCUUGGUCUUCGAUUCAUUGACAGGCAAGGAAGCCCGUUACUUGUCGCGCGAGAGACAAGACGGUUGGACGCAUCAGCACAACUGCCAUUUGUCAACGACGUUCUGGGUGUUCCGCCUCCGAAGGACACCCGCACCAUCGCCGGGUUCAGAAUCUACUCUGCGUACCAGAAGCGAGCCGAGUCGAUUGCGCAUUGGAGACAUGUGGCAUAUAUCAACGGACAACGGUGUCACGCUUCACCUAUCUAUUCUUUGGAAACUCUGGAGGUUGUUGGUCGAUUAGGCCCAAGACCUCUCCUCCCCUUGCCCCAUUGCAACACUGCUGUCGAAUACUGGGAUACUUUAUACAGUAUCAAUGGCGCAGUCAAGUCGUACUCGGCUCGCGCUCAAGACAUGGCUGACAUCAUCGACCGUUUUGCAUUUUGCACACCUCCUGUGGUUGCGCUUGAUCUUCCUCGCAUUACAUUGGCCGGCACUCCUCUCCCACCCGAAGCCCUUUCUCCUACAUUUGACACCGUCCUUCACCGUUCAAGCGUCAAACUCCAGAUUGCUUUCCCCGAUCUGUCCUUGUUACAAUACGACUGUGGAAAACUGCAGCGCCUCGCCGAUCUGUUGCGCGAAAAGAAGGCGGGCCAGCACCGCGUGCUCAUUUUCACGCAGAUGACGCGUAUCCUCGACAUUUUGGAGAUGUUUCUCAGCUUCCACGGCUACCUUUACCUCCGCCUUGAUGGCGCGACCAAGAUCGAGGACAGACAGUAUAUCACGGAGCGCUUCAACGCCGACCCGCGUGUUUUCUGCUUCAUUGCCUCCUCGCGAUCCGGCGGCGUGGGAAUCAAUCUCACCGGCGCGGACACGGUCGUGUUUUACGACAGCGAUUUCAACCCGCAGAUGGAUCGGCAGUGCGAAGAUCGGUGGGUCCCAUUCCGAUCUCCAUCCAACAACAAUGCAUCUGAUAUAAGCACACACACGCCCAGGGCGCACCGCAUUGGGCAGAUCCGCGAUGUGCACAUUUACCGGUUUGUGUCGCUGCACACCGUCGAGGAGGCGAUGCUGCGCAAGGCGAACCAGAAGCGCUCGCUCGACGACCUGGUCAUCCAGAAGGGCGAGUUUGACUGGCGAGCGCUGUUUGUCAAUGUCGGGGAUGGCGAUGGCGAUGGUGAUGGCGCGGCGCUGACGAGGGCCCUGGAAGAGUUUGACGAUAAGGAGGAUGCACAUGCAGCGGUUGUCGCGGCACGGGAACAGUUGGCCCGAGAGGGGCAGGACGAGGCGGAGUUUCUUGAUGAUCUGGAGCCUGCUAGUGGUCGGCCACCACCAGCAGUUGCUGCUCCUACAGAAGAACAAGCUGGAGGACAGGAGGAAGAGGAGGAAGAUGAUGAUGAGGGCGGCAGUGUAGCCGAUUACAUGCUUGCAUUUGUGCAGCAGGAGUUAGAGUAUUUCAGAGAGUGGAGGGUAUAA